Notechis scutatus (mainland tiger snake) is the source of this 1717-nucleotide messenger RNA. The record is from RefSeq and is a predicted model, not a curated record. NCBI's taxonomy places the organism in Eukaryota, Metazoa, Chordata, Lepidosauria, Squamata, Elapidae.
GCCCCCGUCAAGCUGGAUUUUCAGACAGACACAUCCUCCCAGCAGAAUGUCUGGCUCAGGCGUGAAGUGUGUCACCACCCCUUGUGUCACCUCCUGCCCAGAUGCCAAAGUGGUGGUCCAUCCACCCCCACUGGUCCUGACCUUACCUGGACUGAGCCUCAAGACCUCUCCGAAUCAGUGCCUUGUGGAAAGCCAGACUUCAUGCCUCACUAAUGGCUGUGAGGUGAGCUGUGAUCCGGGCUCCAAGGCCAUUGUCACCAAAACUUCAGGCUUGGUUGCUCUUUCUGGUGGAGAUACUCCUUGUUGUACAACCACCUGCCCUGAUUCUCAAGUGGUGAUUCAGCCUCCCCCGGUCUGCAUCACCAUCCCGGGUGCAGUCCUCACCAGCUACCCCAAUGAGUGCCUCAUCUCAAGCUCAACCAACUGUAUCACCAGUGGCGUCCAACGCCCUGCAUUGCCCCGUUCCACAUCGGUCUCCGAUUGCUCCCCCACUCCACCAGGUCUAACUCGCUCAGCCUCCGUCCCAUCAGGACUCAACAGCUCAGCCCGAUGCCUAACACAAGGACCUUCAAACAAAGUGGUGAUAUACCCUCCACCAAUUGAGAUCACCAUUCCUGGCCCUGUCCUUGAGAUAGCUGCAGAAGAGUGUACUGUGGAAGUCUACAACCCUUGCACUGAUAACAACGCCCUGACUGGCAGUGACCAGGCGGCCAUCACCAGCGGUGACGAGGGUGAAGUCAAAGCUCUAAUUCCACGGGCCAGAAGUUGCACCACGGUAUCUGGGCUGAUGGACACUUCAACCUGCAUUUCCCAGGGACCAGAGAUGAAAAUUGUUAUCCAGCCCCCUCCUAUUGAAAUCGAGCUUCCGGGACCUAUCCUGGAAGUUUUUCCAGAAGCGUGUAAGGUAGAAACUCUGAGUCCAUGUCCUCCAAAACCCGAGGCCAUCACUGGUAAUGAGAUCAAAGCCCUCUGUGACAGCAAGAUGCCCUCAACUGCCCUUGUGGCUGCCACCACCAGCAUAAAACGCCCACUGCCCGAUGUCCGACGUCCUCCUCGACCCUGGGCUGAAAUGUACAGCCGGUCAAUGACACCCCGUAGCUUUGCAUUAGCGCAACAAUCCCGACUGGCAAAAUACCGCAACGCCUUCUCCUCCUCCUCCUCCUCCGUCAAGGAGAGUCAUUGUGCUGCUGUAAAGGAAGAGGACGGGGUGGUGUUCGCUGUGUGUCUCCCAUCCAGCAAACUCAGACAUCUGUCUGCUGCGGUGGUGGCCGCCGAGGAAGCUCUGGCCAAACCAUCAUCGUUCUCCCAGGCAGCGGUGGUGGAGAUGGAUGUUGUUGCAGAGGAAGAAGAGGCUCCAGUGGUGGAAGAUCUGGCCAGAUCAUUAUAUCACCUGGAGGAGGAAGUGGAGGUGGACAGUCUUCUGAAUGCUGCAUUGGAGGAGGGAUCUAUCCGAAGCAGAGAAGCAUAUAUUAUUUCUUCGUGGCACAGCAAUUCAAAAGUCCUGGAAGACGUGGUCAACUUCACUUGCACUGUUUGCAGCAUUGGGAGCAGCAUUGGGAUGAUUGACCACAACAACCCGAAGAGCAGCAGCAGGGAGAACAGCAGCACGGAGAACAGCACGGAGCACAGCAGCACGGAGAGCAGCAGCACGGAGCACAGCAGCAUGGAGCGCAGCAACUGGGACCACAGCCACAGCCUCCAGUGGGCAUACAGAUGA